AUGAAUUAUAAGAAAACUUUAAAAUUUCUCCUCAUCGGCAAUGGAGGUGUGGGCAAAUCUGCUCUCCUCAGUACCUAUCUGCACAGGUUGAAUUUAUUCCAGUAUGAACAUCGCAUCGAUCGUCAAAUCUAUCAAGUCGAUAUUGUGGAAAUUAUCACCUUCGAUGAUCUGCAUCGUUACAACCUCUACGAAAAUGAAUGGGAUGCUGUGGUGAAUAUUCUCUGUUUCAAUGUUACGAACCGAAGCACACUUCAUAGCCUUCGCCAUGAAUGGAUACCCGAGCUAAUGAAAUUGAAAAGGAAUCCAAAAAUGUUCCUAAUGGGCCUCCAAUGUGAUCGUCGUGAACAAUUUCUCACCAAGUUUACCCAAGGCAGUGUAAGUCGUGAAGAAGGUAUGCAGCUGACAAUGUAUUAUGAAAAUCUGCACUAUGUUGAAUGUUCCGCACUGAAAUUGGCAAGUGUCAAGCAGGCGUUCGAUGAAAUUUUGGAACAAUUUUUCUAUGCCGAUAUACAAAAGCAAAUGGAGGAAAGAAUUUUGAAAUUAUAUUCAACAAUGCAAAUCAAAUUUAAAUUUUAUGGACCAAUACAUUGGAUAACUGAUGUGUUUGGGGAUGUGGUAGAUUAUACACAUCCCGCCGAGGAAUGUUUUCUUUAG
Molecule: messenger RNA, 654 nt
Organism: Musca vetustissima
Lineage: Eukaryota; Metazoa; Arthropoda; Insecta; Diptera; Muscidae
Product: cdc42 homolog
Exons: 1
Coding region: 1-654 (217 amino acids)
Biological process (GO): small GTPase-mediated signal transduction
Molecular function (GO): GTPase activity; GTP binding
Source: RefSeq, a predicted model, not a curated record